CUAAAAUGAUUCAAAUCGGUGUAAAAUAAUGUGACUUAGCUUUUUCUUCAGAUGCAAAUCUUUGCUUAGUUGGGAAGUAUGUCUAGUAUAGCAAAGAUUCUAUGCACUCCAUGUGUAAGAGAAGAUAAAAAUGUGGACGCUGUUAAAUACUGCGUGGAAUGCAAUGAAAAUUUCUGUAGAUCAUGUUUAAGGCAGCACAUUAAACAUUUUUCGAGCGUUUCGCAACAUCAUAAACUUCUGAACAGAGAUGAGAUGCCAGAGUGGCUUUCAGCGCCGCCAAAGGAAGUGGAAAAUAAAUGUACAAGGCACCCAGAAAACCAGCUGGACUCGUAUUGUGCAGACCACGAUUUAGUAUGUUGCGGGGCGUGCGUGGUGAUCGAACACAGUUCAUGUGAACAUGUAAAAGACCUAUUUUCAAUUGGCGAUGAAGAUGAACCAAAGUCAGAAGUGGAUGUUCUCCUGAAAGAUCUACAAUUCAUGAUCGACAGAUUGAAAUCUCUUAAAGAAAGCCGAAGAAAAGACCAGUCCAACUUGAGAAAGUCUACAGCCGAGUCUUUGCAACGUGUUCGUGAUUUUCGUCAGAAAGUGAACGAAAUAUUUGACAAACUAGAAAAAAAUGCUGUCGAAGAAAUUGAUACUGAAUGUAUUAGAGAAGAUGAUAUCACUGAAUCAGAUAUAAAACAGACUGAAGAUUCGAUAGUUUUAUUAGGAAUGGCUAGUAAGCAAAUCAGAGAUUCGGAAAAACAGGCUGACAAGCCAGAAAUAGAAUCUAGUUUAAAUAUCGUAAAUGGAAAGAAACUGUUAAAAGAUAUGAAACAUGUGUGUCAAGAGUUACAGGGUAAAAGAAAUGUUCAAAUGAUCAAUUUCAAUGUCAAUCAACAAAUCGUGAAGUACAUAUCUGCUUUGACCAGUAUUGGAACAUGCAAAAGACAGUCUGGUAGAAAGAAUGAACCUCGACCCAAGGUGACCAGUUAUCGAGUGGAUGCUGAAGCAGACGAUGCAAUAUGCGAUAUCCAAGACGUUGUUCAGACCGACUCUGGGACAUUUCUUAUGUUAGAUGCUGAAAAUAAGAAAAUGAAGCUCUUUGAUGAAGCUCUCAAUGCCAUCAAAUCGUUUGACUUGAUAGGUGACAACAAAAAUGGGACGACUAAACAGUACACAUAUGAACCAUUCGCCAUAUGCUGCAUCACUGAUAAUCAAAUCGCCGUGUCAAUGGUUCGGGAUAAAAUUAUAAACCUGUACAACAUCGGAGAUGUGCUAGAAACGGCAAAUGAAAUUGAUGUGGGUGAAUACUGUCGUGGACUUGCAUACAGCGCAGAGAAAGAAGAAAUCUACGUUGCUUGUGGUGGCGGAUCAUACACCAGAGAAGGUCUUGGACAUAUACGCAUCUAUAGUAUGAACGGGGAGCUGCUGAGAGCAAUUAAAAAAGCCCAAGAUGGAAAAAUACUUUCACCACAACCAAUGCAUCUUGCUUUCAAUAUUGACGAAUCAAAGAUAUUCAUAGCUGAUAAUUAUAAAGGAGUCAUUGCGGUCGAUACAGACGGAAAGAUGCUGUCAACUUUUACGGCACCGGAACUGGCAGAAGCACGUGGCAUUUGCGUUGAUGUCAAUGAUGACGUCAUUGUAUGUGGAUAUGUCUCAAACAACGUUCUCAGAGUACACGGCGAUAUGAAAACAUAUGACAUACUAGUAACAGAAUCGGAUGGAAUAAAAAAUCCCCAGGCACUUGAAUACAUGGUGGUGUCAUCAAAAUGUUUAAUUGCUUCAAACUGUAUGAAUACGGUUCAUGUUUUUGAUAUUUAAAUGCAUAACGAAACGUUUAGAGAAGCUAUAUCUUAGUUUAAAUCACUUGCCCCUCAUCGGCGUGGGUUCGAAAUCCCGCUUCUAGGUCUAGGUCUCCAGCAGGGGUUUGACUAUAUGGAAGACAGAUAGAUACGUGUGAGAAAGUCAUCCAGCUGGCGAACAGAAGAUCGGCGGUCUAUCAGGUACUCGCCCAUGCCUUAAACAAUGUCUGUAGGGGCAUCUUGUGUCUUCACUGCAUUGUCAGAGAUCUGUGACGUAUGGCGACUUUAUCUCAGUUGACUGCUCGUUUUAAUCUAAGUCAUGACGUUACGUGAAAUCUGUGAUAAUCCUCUGAACACCGAAAUCCUCUGAAAACCGGACUUCAGACUUGGCUCGGAUAGGGUCCGGUUUUCAAAGAUUCAACUGUACAUGUUUCUCGUCUAGCGGACAUGAUGCUUCUGUAUUAUUUCUGUAGAUUAAGUCUGUGGUAUGAAAUAUCAAAAAUUGAAACAAAUGCUUAAUGAUCAAAAUACAUGUAUUUGACAUUAUUUCAUAUUUGUUAG
Molecule: messenger RNA, 2345 nt
Organism: Mercenaria mercenaria
Lineage: Eukaryota; Metazoa; Mollusca; Bivalvia; Venerida; Veneridae
Exons: 3
Coding region: 79-1803 (574 amino acids)
Source: RefSeq, a predicted model, not a curated record